AUGUCUCGCCCGGGACGUCGGCACUCCGCCAUGGCCCCUCCGCCUCCCGAUCCGCGGUCUGCGGUGAACCCUCCGGCUGUCGGCGAGGUCGAGAUUGUCACAGAUGGCCUGGAGAAACCCUCAUUGGACGACCGGUCAUACCGGGUCAUCCUUCUCCCUAACCAGCUCGAGGCUCUGAUAGUCCAUGAUCCCGACACGGACAAGGCGAGCGCUGCUAUGGAUGUCAAUGUCGGAAGCUUCAGUGAUGAGGAUGACAUGCCGGGGAUGGCCCAUGCCGUUGAACAUCUCCUCUUCAUGGGCAACAAGAAGUACCCGGUAGAAAAUGCCUAUCAUCAAUAUGUAUCAGCCCAUUCGGGGCUGACUAAUGCCUACACGGCAGCAACCUCCACCAACUAUCACUUUGAGGUCUCCGCCAAACCGAGCAAUGAGGAGGAGCCGUCAGCCACCAACCCGUCGCCGUUGUUGGGGGCGCUGGAUCGUUUUGCCCAGUUCUUCAUCGAACCGUUGUUCCUCGAGGACACCCUGGACCGCGAGUUGCGCGCGGUCGAUUCGGAAAACAAGAAGAACCUGCAGAGCGAUCAAUGGCGUUUGCAUCAGCUCAAAAAGUCCUUGUCGAAUCCGAAGCAUCCUUUUUGUCAUUUUUCCACUGGCAACUUGGAGACAUUGAAGACGGUUCCCGAGGCCCAGGGCGUCAAUGUCCGUGACAAAUUCAUCGAGUUUUACGAGAAACACUAUUCGGCCAACCGUAUGAAGCUCUGUGUCUUGGGUCGGGAACCCUUGGACGUGUUGCAGUCUUGGGUGGUUGAGCACUUCACGGCCGUCCCUAACAAGAAUCUUGCGCCGAACCGGUGGGAUCAGGAGGUGCCUCUCACCAAGGAACAGCUCGGGACUCAGAUUCUUGCGAAACCCGUCAUGGAUACGCGGGAACUUACCCUCACCUUUCCGUUUAUUGAGCAGGACCACCUUUACGACUCGCAACCGAGUCGAUACAUUGCCCAUCUUAUUGGCCAUGAAGGACCCGGGAGCAUCAUGUCCUACAUCAAGUCGAAAGGCUGGGCCAACGGCUUGUAUGCCGGAGCAUGGCCGGUCAGCCCUGGCACCCCGGAUGUCUUCGAGUGCCAGAUUACGUUAACAAAAGAGGGAUUGGAGAACUACAAGGAAGUCGUGAAGGCUGUUUUCGAAUACAUUGCUCUUCUGCGGGAGACGGAACCCCAGGAGUGGAUUUUUGAGGAGCAGAAGGGUUUGGCCGAAGUGAACUUCAGGUUCAGGGAGAAGACACAGUCGUACCGCUUCACAAGCAAGCUCAGCUCGUUCAUGCACAAACCGCUUCCGCGAGAGUACCUGCUGAGCGGGUACAGCCUUCUACGCAAGUUCGAUCCCAAACUUAUCAAGGACGGCCUUGAGUGCUUGCGGCCCGAUAACUUCCGUCUGACGAUCGUCUCACGGGACUUCCCGGGAAAAUGGGAGAAAAAGGAGAAGUGGUACGGAACCGAGUACACGUGCCAGCCCAUUCCCGCCGAUCUUAUGGAAGACAUCAAGAAGGCGGCGGCUAGUGGCCCCGAGAGCCGGACCGCCAAACUCCAUCUUCCGCAUAAAAACGAGUUUGUACCAACAAAGCUAGAGGUCGAAAAGAAAGACGUCAAGGAGCCAGCACUUGCGCCCCGAAUUAUCCGGAACGACCCGUUAGUCCGCACCUGGUUCAAGAAGGACGACACCUUCUGGGUUCCGAAAGCGACAUUGAUCAUCAGCUGCCGGAGUCCAGUCGCCACUGCUUCGGCGGCCGGCCGCGUGAAAUCACGUCUCUUUACGGACCUCAUCAAGGAUGCGCUAGAGGAGUACUCGUACGAUGCCGAGUUGGCUGGCUUGGAGUAUACCGUGACCCUCGAUUCGCGGGGUAUCUACCUUGAGGUGUCUGGCUACAACGACAAGCUCGCGGUCCUCUUGCAGCACUUGCUCAUCACCACGCGGGACCUCGAGAUCCGCGAUGACCGAUUCGACAUCAUCAAGGAACGUAUCAGCAGAGGAUUCCGUAACUGGGAGCUCUCAGCGCCUUGGACCCAGAUCGGUGACUACAUGUCCUGGCUGAACGUCGACCAAGGCUAUAUCGUCGAGGAGCUUGAGGCCGAGCUGCCCCACAUCACGCCUGAUGACCUCCGUGUAUUCCAAAAGGAGCUACUGGCCCAGAUGCACAUGGAGGUUCUUGCCCACGGGAACAUCUACAAGGAAGAUGCUCUUCGGCUGACAGACAUGAUCGAAUCGACUUUGAAGCCCCGGGUGCUUCCGCAGGCGCAAUGGAAGAUCCGCCGCGGACUGAUCCUUCCACCUGGAUCCAACUACAUCUGGAAGAAGAAGCUCAAAGACCCGGCCAAUGUCAACCACUGCAUCCAGUACUUCCUCCAUGUGGGCUACAGGGGGAACUACAAUGUCCGCGCGAAGGCGCUGCUCCUGGACCAGAUUGUGCACGAGCCAUGCUUCAACCAGCUUCGCACCAAGGAACAGCUCGGCUACAUCGUCUACUCGGGCACAUGGACCGGCGUCACCCAGUACGGUUUCUAUUUCGUCAUCCAGAGCGAGAAGACUGCUCCAUACCUGGAAACCCGGAUUGAGGAGUUCUUGAGGAUGGUGGCAAAGACGCUCGAGGACAUGAGCGACGCCGAGUUCGAAAGCAAUAAGCGCAGUGUCAUGGACAAGCGGCUGGAGAAACUCAAAUAUAUGGAACAAGAAAGCAACAGGCACUGGUCCAAUAUCCAUUCCGAGUUCUAUACCUUCGAUAUCGCCCCCCAGGACGCAGCGCACAUCAAGCCGCUCACCAAGGCGGACAUGAUUGAGUUUUUCAACCACUACAUCCAUCCGAGUUCGCCGUCGAGGGCGAAGCUUGCGGUCUACCUCGAGGCACAGGCCAGGAGCGACGUUUCCACCAAGGAGAUUUCGGAGCUGGUGAAGACGCUAGAGCUGGACUCCACCGCUUCUGCCAGAGCCGCUACCGAUCUCCAGGCCCGGCUGAGCGCCGCCAGCCCUGAUGUUGACAAGGAAGUAGCAGGUCUCCGAGACUACCUGCUCCACGAGCUGAAGGUGCCGGAGGCCAAGAUCGACGUUGCCGCCGAGGCGUGGCAGAAGAUCCAUGCCGCCCACGGGCCAGGGACUGAGGUGGUAAAGAACGCCGAACCGCCUUCGGCCAACGGGACCGUCCCGGUCUUCAUCGAUGAUGUCCGGUCCUUCAAGGCUAGUCUUCCGGCCAGCAACGGGGCCAGACCUCUAAGGGACCUCAGCGACAACCGACUAGGUAUUCCUCGAGCUGCUCACGGGCAGCUCACCUUCACCACGUCUUCCCAAAAGAAACGGAGGAUUACUCGCCAGUCGACAAGGGAGCAGCACCUCAAACCUGAGGAUCUGGUGCUGCCCUCCACCGAAGAAGACGCCGAUCCCACCUUCUCCUUCUCGGCAGCCUCCGUCUCGGAUCUGGGCACGCCCACCUGCCUUCGUGCCGAAUCACUUCCUGCCUCAGGCGUCCCACCCCGCUUGCAGAGCCACGGCACUUCGUUCGCCGACUCCCCGUCCUCCGCGGCAAGCUCUCCGUGCGCUGCCUCGGCCGAUCUGUCGACUGAUUUCGACCAGAACCCCGAUUCGGCUGAAGACGGCUCCGCCUUGCCGUUGCCAGAGUACGUCACAGCAGGAGACCGCUCCCCCAUCCAUCAAUCCGUUCGACGAGCUCUAAUGGGUGGCGCUGCUGAUCUCCCUCAACGAUCCUCUUCCCCUCUCAAGCGCCGGGCAUCCAGCAUGGAACCAGAGCAGAACGCCGUGGAAGCGACAGAGGACAUGGAUAUGAACGCAGCUCCGGACGCUCAGAGGACAGAGGCUGCCGGAGAGCGCAGGGAAGAAGACCGCAGGAAGGAGGCCGAGGAUUCCAGGGCGGCCCCGGCCGAUAUGAAGCCAGAGCUGCCUUUGCGAAAUGACAUACCCCCGUUCGACCAGCAGAUCAAGACCAUCGAGAUGCUCGUCAGCGCCUUCGCCGAGUCCCCCCUCAAAGAAGGCGAAGAAGCGUAUCUCGUAUCCCGACAGUGGCUCGGGAGGGCUCAAGCUUUUGGUUCCGAUGCAAAGCACUCCAGCAAGGCGGCGCCAGAAGGCGCACUCGGUCCCGUCGACAACUCAGAUAUCAUCCAAGCCAUAUUCACAGAUUCCAAGGGUGAACGCUGCGUCAAGUUAAAACCUGGUAUGGGCACCGAGAAUUUCGAGUUAUUUCCCAAGGAUGCGUGGGACCUCCUUCUAUCGUGGUACGGCUUGGUUUCUGGGCAAUCGCCCAUUAUACGGAUCGCCCACAACACAGCUCCUGAUUCUGUGAGCGUCCCGACCAUCCAGUUCGAGCUCCACCCUCCGGUGUUUACGAUCCACCGGCUGUGGUCUGCCAACAGCCCCAUUCCGAUAGAACAGAAAACCAAGCUGGAGAAGCCGGCACCUCCCGUUGUAAUCCAGAGCACCUCGUUCGGCUAUCAUAACUUUCUGAAACAAAUCAAGGAGCUUGUCGGCGUGGCACCGGACAAGAAGGUCCGUGUCUGGAGACUGCUCCAAACCAUUCCCGCCACGGAGCCCAGCUCUGAGCCGUCCGGGAUGAAGACCCCUCCUGAUUCACCAGGACGCGGCCCGGAAAUCCUUACUCACCCCCCAUCUGUCCCUGGAGCUUGGCCAGAGAUGCUUGUCGACGUGGAGACGUUUUUGAAGUUGGAGAAGGACGUCGAGCGUGGCUUGGUGGACGCUGAAGACACCACGACCAACUCCAACUACAACGGCAGAAAGAGUCUCGCGUUGGUUGGUCUUGCUGUUGACCAGACACUUGUUCUGGACGAGCAGAUUGACCGCGAUGCGUACGUUUCCACCUACAGGGGCAGCGCCAUCAAGGACAAGACGUUAGCGACUCGAGGCAGUUCGACCAGCCUGGUUGCUCAAACUCGUGAUAAUACCAGUGGACGCAGCAGCCCGGCGCCGCAGGGUGCUCAGACGAGAGGUCGGGCGCAGCAAAAGCCAGGGCGUCCUAUGGGCUGCGUCGGUCUGCAGAACCUGGGCAACACUUGCUACAUGAACUCGGCUCUGCAGUGUGUGAGAAGCGUCGAGGAGCUCACAAAGUACUUCCUCACGCACGAAGCUCACAAGGAGAUCAACCCGGAUAACCCGCUGUCCCAUAACGGUGAUGUUGCUGCGGCCUAUGGGCGCCUGCUGGAAGAGAUUUACAAAGAUCCCGCGCCGGGAUCGAUCGCCCCGCGGCACUUCAAAAGCAUCAUCGGGCGGUAUGCCCCUGCAUUUUCUGGGUACGGGCAGCAGGAUUCACAAGAGUUCCUCGGCUUCCUGCUUGACGGACUACAAGAGGACUUGAACCGCAUCAAGAAGAAGCCAUACAUUGAGAAGCCGGACUCGACAGACGACAUGAUCAACAACCCGGCAGCAGUCCGCGAGAUGGCUGCCAAAGUUUGGGACAUCACCAAAAAGAGGGACGACUCGGUUAUUGCUGAUCUCUUCACCGGCAUGUACAAGUCCACCCUCGUGUGUCCCGUCUGCGACAAAGUCAGCAUCACGUUUGACCCCUUCAACAACCUUACUCUCCCGCUCCCGGUGGCCAACGUCUGGUCCCGCACCGUCAGGUUCUUCCCUCUUAACGAUGCGCCGGUGGAAAUGGUGGUCGACAUCGAUAAAAACAGCAGCAUUAGGGUGAUGAAACAGUACAUCUCCGUCCGGGUUGGAGUUCCGGUCGAGCGUCUGUUUGCCGGCGAGGAAUUUCAUGGCAAAUUCUUUAAGCUGUACGACGACGGGUCUGCAGUUUCCGAGGAAAUCCAGUCCAACGACGUCGCUGUCGUGCACGAGCUCGAAGCCGCCCCGACCAAUACCUCUGGAUUCAAGAAGCAGGGCAAGAAGGAACGGCGGAGGUCACCGUCAUACGACGAAGAUGAUACAUCCCCGGUGGAGGAUCCCAGGACGGAGCACAUGCUCGUCCCGGUCCUCCAUCGACUGGACCCCCAGGAACCGUCGUAUCGGAAGCGAUAUGGGCGGAAGGGAAGCGAUGGCACGCCACCACCACACUUUAUCAUCCUGACGCCGGAGGAGGCUCGUGACAUGGAAGCUAUUCGCCGCAAGAUUUUGGAGAAGGUGGCCACCUUCACAACGUGGUCCCAGCUUGCGGAGGCUGAGGAUGCUGACGUUGCCGAGGCGACGGACCCGGAGAUGGUUAACAUGGCGGCAUCAGACGUGGACUCGUCAGGUAGCUCUAAGAUUGUUGCCAAGUCGGUUGAGGGCGAGGACGACAUGAUCGAUGUCACGAUGCAUGAUGCAGCUGAUGCACAAAAGGGAUCGGCUGCCGCGCCGUCUGAAGGAUCGUCUCACGUGCUGAGGCGGUUCAACCACCGACGGCCCAAGUGGGUCAAUCCUCUCGAGUUCCUCGACCCAGAGCUGCAGAACCUCUUCGACUUGGCCUACUUCCACGAGUCAGGUACAGCCGUACCCACUGGCUGGAGUUCGACCACCGAUGAGGCGCCUCUGCCUCGGUUGAGCUCCAGGCAGCCUAAGGUGGCCGUCUCGGACACCGAGAUGCGAAGCCCUGAAGCGGCGGAUGCAACCGAUGAGAGUGGCAGCGAAGAUUCUGGGAUUGCUCCCACGGUCACGCGCAUGAAUGAUGAGUCCAGCGACGGGGACGAUUUUCUCAAAGCCAAGGGGAAGGCGGCCAGGACUUACGGGAAACAGGGCAAGAGACGCCACGAAAAGCAACGUCUCGGGCGCUUGCCGAAGCCGGUGUCUGAGACGACGCUGGAAACAGAGGAUUUCCUUCCUGGAGGUCCUUUGAUUCGCCUUGGCGAAGGCAUCAUGGUUGAGUGGAGCGAGGCAGCGUUCGAUUAUGUCUUUGGCGGCACAUCACAGAAUGAUAUGCGGGGCACCAGGACGUACGUCAACCUUCCGACACUGGAAGAUCCCGCCUUGGAAGCCAAGCAGAAGGCGCGGCAACUGCGUAAGAAGCACGGCAUUGCCCUGGACGACUGCCUGGACGAGUUCGAGAAGGAGGAGAUCCUUUCGGAACAGGAUACCUGGUACUGCCCUCGCUGUAAAGAGCAUCGCCGUGCCAGCAAGAAGUUUGACCUCUGGAAGACGCCCGACAUUCUCGUGGUCCACCUCAAGCGCUUCAGCUCUAGUGGUUGGCGCCGUGACAAGCUUGAUAUCCUUGUGGACUUUCCCGUCGAGGGGCUGGAUCUGACAAAGCGCGUCAUCGACAAGGAGACCGGCAAGCAGGAGAUCUACGACCUGAUCGCUGUGGACGACCACUGGGGCGGUUUGGGCGGCGGCCACUACACGGCCUUUGCCAAGAAUUUUGUCGACGGCGAGUGGUACGAGUACAAUGACGCCACGGUUACGAAGCUUAAGGACACUUCGAGGGUGGUAACAUCUGCCGCCUAUCUGCUGUUCUACCGCCGCCGCUCAGAUGUCCCCUUGGGCGGACCGAGAUUUCAAGAGAUCUUCGACCGCUUCAACAACCAGGCCAACCCCGACGGCAAUGUUUCGGAUUCGGGGGAAGGCCAGCGUCUCGGCCUAGGCUCCUCCCGACGUGGAUCGCCGAGCGCUUUGACCGGAGCAGGUCCAACUCUCCCUCGCGAAGGUCGUGGCUGGGGUAGGCGCGGCGACGACAACGACACAGACAUGAGCGCGUGGAGUAACCAGGACGCAAUCCACAACAGCAUCGAGGGCGACGGCGAGGACGAGGGCAUCGGCCUCUCGGAAUACGACACGGCCGGCCUUGCUGGCAUGACUUCGGUCAUUGGACCCAGCAACUGGAGCUUUGACAACCUCGUCGCCAAGCCCGGUUCUGAGGCCGGCGACGACGUUGACAUUGCCAGCGACGUCGCGCAGAAUGAUGGUUCGUCGGUCAACGGCGAUGUCUUUGAGGACGUCGCAAUCGUUGGUGGUGGCAGCGGCGACAUGGAGAUGCUCCUGCAACAGGAGGAGCCUGGCGCGCGCUAUGCCGAGGGCUCCGAGCCGGCGAUCGAGUUCAGUGAUGACUUCCAAGCCAUCGUGCCGGCGUCCUCGUCCUACAUCAGCCGGAUGGCCGCCGAGACGUGGGUCAGGCAGCAGACGAUCCAUACUGUCCCGCCCGUGGGCGAGCUUGGCGCCGACGAUGACGCGGCCAGCGAUAAGGUCGCUGAAAUUCAUGUCGUGGAGCCCGAAGAGGAUCGACAAGAGGAGGCGCCGGCGCCGGCGGACCCGCGUGCGUAG
Parathielavia appendiculata is the source of this 8241-nucleotide messenger RNA. RefSeq names its product ubiquitin carboxyl-terminal hydrolase-like protein. Gene Ontology annotation, cellular component: mitochondrion; cytosol. The record is from RefSeq and is a predicted model, not a curated record. Gene Ontology annotation, molecular function: metalloendopeptidase activity; cysteine-type deubiquitinase activity; metal ion binding. The transcript has 9 exons. Lineage: Eukaryota; Fungi; Ascomycota; Sordariomycetes; Sordariales; Chaetomiaceae. Gene Ontology annotation, biological process: protein deubiquitination; peptide catabolic process. Bases 1 to 8241 code for a protein of 2746 amino acids.